AUGAGUACAAGUUCAACAAGUAGUUCUAGUUCUAGCAGUAGUGAUGACGUGGUUGACAGUGAACAAAUUAAGAUCAUUACUUUAGCCAAGCAAUACCUUGAUGGAAGGACUUCCAGUAAUGCUUCAAGGCAAAAAAAUCCUUGUCGGACUUGUACAUUAAAAGGUCAUGAUUGGGUUGUGGAUGUCCUUCAAGGUCACCCCGAGAUUAUGCAUGGUUUAAGGGAUGAUCAUGGCCUCACGGGUUCGACAAAUGUGAGCAUUCUUGAAAUGGUUGCGAUGUUCAUAUAUACAUUGGGACAUGCUCAGUCAAACCGUGAUAUCCAAGAGCGAUUUCAACAUUCUGGUGCGCCUAUUAGUCGCUUGUUCCAUAAGGUAUUGCUUGCUGUUAUGAAAUUGUCGGAGGAAAUAAUCAAACCAUGUGUGCAAUACUCGUUGCAUGAAACUCCGAGGUAUAUAAGAGAUCAUGCAAAGGUUGAAUAUCAUAUAUGCUUCAAGGAUUGCAUUGGGGCACUAGAUGGGUGUCAUAUCUCAGCUAUUGUAAGUCCGGAGAAUAAACCAAAAUAUGUUGGGAGAAAAGGUGUCCCCACACAGAAUGUAUUGGCAGUGUGUGACUUCGAUAUGAUGUAUACAUACAUAUCUGUUGGAUGGCCGGGCUCGACGCAUGAUAGUCGUGUUUUGGAACAUUCUCUUCGUGUGGAGAGGCUAACAUUUUCGAAGCCACCUCUUGGCAAGUAUUACUUGGUUGAUGUAGGAUAUGCGAACAGGACAGGUUUUCUUGCACCAUACAAAGGUGAGCGGUAUCAUGUUCCUAAGAAAUGGCGGAUAUUGAAUUCAAUGACUUCUUUUCAUAUAAGGACGCAGUCAAUGAUUGUUAUUGCUUGCAUGGCCCUGCAUAAUUUUAUCCGGCUACAUGUUGCUGGUGACGUUGACUUUGUUGACAUUGACUCACCUAUAUGA
Tripterygium wilfordii is the source of this 957-nucleotide messenger RNA. RefSeq lists its product as uncharacterized. The transcript is spliced from 4 exons. NCBI's taxonomy places the organism in Eukaryota, Viridiplantae, Streptophyta, Magnoliopsida, Celastrales, Celastraceae. The record is from RefSeq and is a predicted model, not a curated record. Bases 1 to 957 code for a protein of 318 amino acids.